Symbiodinium sp. CCMP2456 is the source of this 1368-nucleotide messenger RNA. NCBI's taxonomy places the organism in Eukaryota, Dinophyceae, Suessiales, Symbiodiniaceae. The record is from the annotation of a GenBank genome assembly.
AUGAUCGCGACGGUCGUGCUUUGCUUCAUGAACGGCCUUUGGUUCGUGUCCGCGGGGAUCAUCGGCCUCGUAGUGUUGUUCGUGGCCAUCGAAGCCGUGAUCCUCCUUUACCACAAGAACACCUUCCAACUCUGGGCCUUGCAAAGGCCCUGGAACCUCAUUUCCCGCCUUUUGCUGCCUCUCGUGGAAAUCGUGGACAGCAUCGGGGCCGGCAACACCAACAAUUGCAUGUUCACUUUCAACCAGUACGGCAAGAACUUCUGUGCAUCUGGAGAGGUCUGGCUAGGUAGUCAUGCCGAGGUCAAGAAGUCAGUGCAGAACCCGCAGGGACGGAACUACUGGUUGGGCGAGCACCCCUUGCUUCCAAGCGCAGUGCCGCACGGUGAAGGAGGUCGAUGUGUCUUCUUGCUGAGUUUAGCCAGCAAGGCAGUCGGAGGCACUGGAGACCAUGAGGCUUUCCGGAAGUGCGUCGUGGACACCUUGCUGAGUGAUGCUUCAAUUGCCAGGGAGUCCGACAGCAUCGCGAACGAAAUAAUGGCCUCCUUGACAGCAGACUUCGCGAAGAUCGACAGCGGCUUCGACUUCUACAACUCUCCUGUAGGUGGCAACCAGGAGUUUUGGACAAAGUACUUGCACCACGUGAUGUUCGGCUUGGAUAUAAAGAACAAGGAGGUGGUGGACACCCUCAACUCCUUCUUCACCGGAGAUAUGGCAUUGAUGCACUACCUCUACCCCUUUGGCUACGUGCCGCAUUUUAACUUGCACAGCAAGAUCGAGAAGGUCGCUGAGCUCUACGAGAAGUCGCCAGCAUUCAAGAACUUCAAGGUCAAAGCGGAGUACAACAACAUGACCGCCAAAGAGCUGGCCUUGCUAAUGACAAGCAUCAUGCGGAUCGCCGGCGUCCAGGGCUCUCGCAUGUUGGCUUGGUUUUGCACAUCGGGGGUCAUCUACGGCAACCUUCGCAUCGAUGCCAGGGAGGUUUGGGACACGAUCGACUUGUCGAAUGAGGAUGACCUCAAGAAGUAUGUGCUCGAAGUAUCUCGACUCUCCCCUCCCGUUACGGUAUCUCACCGCGUGGCCAUGGAGGACUUCUCGUGUGAGAUUGCCGGCAAGACUUACAAUUUCCCCAAAGGUACCAAAGUGGCAAUCCCGCUUGUCUUUGCCAACAUCGACCAGGACGUUUGGGGUGCGGACGUAUGGGAUUUCAAUCACAAGAGGCCUGGCUUGGAAAAGAACCAUGCAGGCUUCAACUCCGUGGACGGUGUGGGUAACCGAGAAUGUCCCGGAAAGAGCCUGGUCAUGCGGACAAUGGUCCGUAUUCUUCAGGACCUUGGCAAGGAGAGGAGGAAGCAGAAGGCAAGCGCAUAG